Messenger RNA from Musca domestica (house fly), 1812 nucleotides. RefSeq lists its product as uncharacterized. Bases 1 to 1812 code for a protein of 603 amino acids. The transcript has a single exon. The record is from RefSeq and is a predicted model, not a curated record. NCBI's taxonomy places the organism in Eukaryota, Metazoa, Arthropoda, Insecta, Diptera, Muscidae.
AUGAGACCAUACAGGUUGAUUGUCACGGCUAUCGGGUUUGCGUUAAUUCUGUCUAAAUCGAAUGUGGCUGAUGUUACGAACAUACGCGAUCAAGUGAAUUUUUAUGGUAACCUCUUAAAAGACAUACAUCAGGAACGUGGCUAUGACACCUUGGUUAUUGUACAUGAGGAUGUUAACGUUGAUUUGAGACUUAAGGAAAUCUAUGGGUUUCCUCAUCCGAAAAUAUUUCUAUCGAAACAUUUUGAAUUUUUCUAUAAACAAGAUUUCAAUUCGGAAAUUUUUGUAAUAAUCAUAAUGUCCGGCGCUUUGGAUUUGGAACUAAUGGGUGUUGCUGCCAGAUCAUUAAACUAUAUACGGCAAUCGAGGAUAUUAAUAAUUGCUCGGAAUGUUAGCAAUGAAGAAGAAUUUAUGGUGGAAUGUUUGACUCUACUCGAAGAAUAUCCCAUGACAAAUGUUUUGCUACAUUUUUUAAAAAAUUCAUUUGAAAUCCCAUUGGACUAUCAACAACUGAAACCGUUUCCAGAAUUUCAUUGGCAGAAGAGGAAUUUCAAUGAAAAGGAUUUGAAAUAUUAUCCCCAACAUUGGCGAAAUUUGUAUGGAACAAAUAUCACCACCCACACUGAUCAGUCCCUACCCUCAUCUGUGACCUACAUUGAUAAACGGGGAAACUUAAAACUAAAUGGACAUGUGGCCAGAUUGGUGUUACUUUUUGCAGAAUAUUUUAAUGGCACCCUGAGAAUGUAUAGACCUCUAGAAAUAAACGGAUUUACCCAUUUCACCGUUGUCGCUGAUAUGGCCACCAAACGUUUGAUUGACAUUGCCAUGUGUCUGCACGUUAUAUCUACACCUGGACAUAGUACUUGGACCUAUGCCUCAGAUGUUUAUGAAAUAGGCAGGGGUAUGAUUAUUGUGCCAUGUUCACAGCCCCUAUCUAUUGGAGAGAUGUUUGAAAUUCUUUUGAAUGAAUAUUUCUUUGGCAUGGUCAUAAUUUGUACGCUACUAUUCUCUAUUCUUCAUUUCGUCAUCGAAUAUUAUUUUGAUGGCGAAUUUAGCUAUACGGAUCUGAUUUUUAAUAAUCGCAUAAUUGGUGGAGUUUUGGGUCUAUCAUUCUCUGGUCGCAACUCACCAUGGCGUGGCUUGAAACUCAUUUACAUUCUUCUAUUCUUUGCUGGUCUGAACAUCAACGCCCAAUUUUCGGCCCGUAUGAAUACCCUCUUUACAAGUCCCCCAAUGCACAAACAGAUCGAAACUUUGUGGGAUAUACGAAACUCGAAUUUGAAAAUAAAUGUCCUGAGAGGUGAUCUCGCCAUUAUGGGCGGCAUAAUGUUGGAUAUUUUUCGUUCGUUGAUUAUCACCGAAGAUGUUGCUGAAUAUUCCAGAAUGCGUUUUAAUUUCAAUACCACAACCGGUUAUUAUGCGACAUUGGCGCAAUGGAAACUUUUCAGUUUGAAACAAAAAUAUCACAGUCACAAAACCUAUUGUACCUAUGAAAAUUUGACCUUACAUAAGUUUAUACCCUGGAAUAUAUUGCUGCAGCCCAACUCUCAGUAUAAGGAUGCUUUUAACUACCUUCUGCAUCGAGUCCAUGAGGCGGGAUUAUCAGAUGCCUGGUAUGCCAGUGCAUUUAAUGAUUUAUUGAAAUUGAAACGUUUAUCACUGGCGGAUCCCAAUCCAGAAGGUGGACCAAGUACAAUGACCGUCGACGACUUGCGCUGGGCAUGGUUGGUAAUUAUGAUUGGGUUAGCUGUUGGCGGAGGAAUAUUUUUAUUGGAAUGGUGGUAUCAUCAUCAUCAUAACCGAUAUUCGGAUUAA